This is a messenger RNA of Pan troglodytes (chimpanzee), 2296 nucleotides long. RefSeq names its product synaptosome associated protein 25 (gene SNAP25). Gene Ontology annotation, biological process: synaptic vesicle fusion to presynaptic active zone membrane; exocytosis; synaptic vesicle priming. The transcript has 8 exons. Gene Ontology annotation, cellular component: synaptobrevin 2-SNAP-25-syntaxin-1a-complexin I complex; plasma membrane. The record is from RefSeq and is a predicted model, not a curated record. NCBI's taxonomy places the organism in Eukaryota, Metazoa, Chordata, Mammalia, Primates, Hominidae. The coding region runs from base 452 to 1072 and encodes 206 amino acids. Gene Ontology annotation, molecular function: SNAP receptor activity; voltage-gated potassium channel activity; syntaxin-1 binding.
GGCCAUCUUUGAUGAGGGCAGAGCUCACGUUGCAUUGAAGACGAAACCUCGGGGAGGUCAGGCGCUGUCUUUCCUUCCCUCCCUGCUCGGCGGCUCCACCACAGUUGCAACCUGCAGAGGCCCGGAGAACACAACCCUCCCGAGAAGCCCAGGUAAGAACCCCCCUCCCCAGGUCGUGGCUCUGGCUCGGGAUGGCUGCAUACCCAGAAGGGACAGCAGCUGGGCAGUCCGAGUGGGCUUGGGUAAAUACAAGUAUUGGUGCACUUAGGGUGCGGUAUUCCGAGUGUGCACGUCUGGUGGGGGCUUUAUAAAGUGUUUUCGAGGUGAGCUGCUGGGGAAAAGGGAAACGGGAGCCCUGCAAAUGGAGCGACGGGGAGGAAGAGCGAGGGUCCAGAGCCAAACCCGUCACUGACCCCCCAGCCCAGGCGCCUAGCCACUCCCCACCGCUACCAUGGCCGAAGACGCAGACAUGCGCAAUGAGCUGGAGGAGAUGCAGCGAAGGGCUGACCAGUUGGCUGAUGAGUCGCUGGAAAGCACCCGUCGUAUGCUGCAACUGGUUGAAGAGAGUAAAGAUGCUGGUAUCAGGACUUUGGUUAUGUUGGAUGAACAAGGAGAACAACUCGAUCGUGUCGAAGAAGGCAUGAACCAUAUCAACCAAGACAUGAAGGAGGCUGAGAAAAAUUUAAAAGAUUUAGGGAAAUGCUGUGGCCUUUUCAUAUGUCCUUGUAACAAGCUUAAAUCAAGUGAUGCUUACAAAAAAGCCUGGGGCAAUAAUCAGGACGGAGUGGUGGCCAGCCAGCCAGCUCGUGUAGUGGACGAACGGGAGCAGAUGGCCAUCAGUGGCGGCUUCAUCCGCAGGGUAACAAAUGAUGCCCGAGAAAAUGAAAUGGAUGAAAACCUGGAGCAGGUGAGCGGCAUCAUCGGGAACCUCCGUCACAUGGCCCUGGAUAUGGGCAAUGAGAUCGAUACACAGAAUCGCCAGAUCGACAGGAUCAUGGAGAAGGCUGAUUCCAACAAAACCAGAAUUGAUGAGGCCAACCAACGUGCAACAAAGAUGCUGGGAAGUGGUUAAAUGUGCCCACCCGUGUUCUCCUCCAAAUGCUGUCGGGCAAGAUAGCUCCUUCAUGCUUUUCUCAUGGUAUUAUCUAGUAGGUCUGCACACAUAACACACAUCAGUCCACCCCCAUUGUGAAUGUUGUCCUGUGUCAUCUGUCAGCUUCCCAACAAUACUUUGUGUCUUUUGUUCUCUCUUGGUCUCUUUCUUUCCAAAGGUUGUACAUAGUGGUCAUUUGGUGGCUCUAACUCCUUGAUGUCUUGAGUUUCAUUUUUCAUUUUCUCUCCUCGGUGGCAUUUGCUGAAUAACAACAAUUUAGGAAUGCUCAAUGUGCUGUUGAUUCUUUCAAUCCACAGUAUUGUUCUUGUAAAACUGUGACAUUCCACAGAGUUACUGCCACGGUCCUUUGAGUGUCAGGCUCUGAAUCUCUCAAAAUGUGCCGUCUUUGGUUCCUCAUGGCUGUUAUCUGUCUUUAUGAUUUCAUGAUUAGACAAUGUGGAAUUACAUAACAGGCAUUGCACUAAAAGUGAUGUGAUUUAUGCAUUUAUGCAUGAGAACUAAAUAGAUUUUUAGAUUCCUACUUAAACAAAAACUUUCCAUGACAGUAGCAUACUGAUGAGACAACACACACACACACAAAACAACAGCAACAACAACAGAACAACAACAAAGCAUGCUCAGUAUUGAGACACUGUCAAGAUUAAGUUAUACCAGCAAAAGUGCAGUAGUGUCACUUUUUUCCUGUCAAUAUAUAGAGACUUCUAAAUCAUAAUCAUCCUUUUUUAAAAAAAAGAAUUUUAAAAAAGAUGGAUUUGACACACUCACCAUUUAAUCAUUUCCAGCAAAAUAUAUGUUUGGCUGAAAUUAUGUCAAAUGGAUGUAAUAUAGGGUUUGUUUGCUGCUUUUGAUGGCUACGUUUUGGAGAGAGCAAUCUUGCUGUGAAACAGUGUGGAUGUAAAUUUUAUAAGGCUGACUUUUACUAACCACCAUUUCCCCUGUGGUUUGUUAUCAGUACAAUUCUUUGUUGCUUAAUCUAGAGCUAUGCACACCAAAUUGCUGAGAUGUUUAGUAGCUGAUAAAGAAACCUUUUAAAAAAUAAUAUAAAUGAAUGAAAUAUAGAUAAACUGUGAGAUAAAUAUCAUUAUAGCAUGUAAUAUUAAAUUCCUCCUGUCUCCUAUGUCAGUUUGUGAAGUGAUUGACAUUUUGUAGCUAGUUUAAAAUUAUUAAAAAUUAUAGACUCCA